Molecule: messenger RNA, 1554 nt
Organism: Candida albicans SC5314
Lineage: Eukaryota; Fungi; Ascomycota; Pichiomycetes; Serinales; Debaryomycetaceae
Gene: CRZ2
Product: Crz2p
Exons: 1
Coding region: 1-1554 (517 amino acids)
Source: RefSeq, a predicted model, not a curated record
AUGUUAUCAACCAUGUCUAAUUUGCCUAUUGUUGCAGGUAUUAGUACUACUGCUACUACUGGUACCACUUCCACUGCCACCGCUUCCACUUCCACUUCCGGAUCUGUCAAUACCACAGCCACCAACAACAACAACAACACAUCUGCUUCCAAUUCCACCAGUGCCUCCUCAGCAACAGCUAAUGGUGGUAUUGGCACCAAUUCUGGUAAUUCAUUACAAUAUUAUUAUACUGGAAAUAACACAUCUAAUAGUGUUGACGGAAACAAAUACUCACUUCCUUCUAUUUACUUCACCCCUCAAGAUUCUAUAAAUAAUACUAGCCACACUUAUAAUCCUUAUACAACUGUUUCUGGUGCAGUAACUCCACAAAAUUAUCAACUUGAUUACUCACAAUCGUCAACUGUAAAUAACAACUAUCAAUUCACCUUACCAAAUCAACAAUUAUCGUCACCACAACAACAACAAUACAAUCGAUCUUACUCAAAUUCAUUGAUGCCAAAUUAUCAUUAUAACAAUACUACCACUAAUAUCAAUACUAAUGUUGGUUCUAAUACUUCACCACAAUUAUCCAAUAGCAAUACACCAAAUCCAAUUAGUCCAGUAUUAAUUCCCGAUAAAGACAAUACUUACAAUAAUACUAACAAUGUUCUUGUAUCAUCAUAUCCUUCAAUGACAAUGAAUCAGAUACAACAACAACAGCAACAAUAUCUUCAACCAUCUCAACAAUAUCAAUAUCUGUACAAUCAAUAUUAUAUGCAACCCUAUUACCACAACCCUCAACAACUGGCACCACAACAAGUGCAAAAACCAGCACAAACAGAAAAAUUGCCACAUUUAUCAGUAACAAACAUUGAUUAUUCUUCAUUAGUAUCAUAUACUGUAUCUCCUUCAUUAAAACGUAAACGCAGAACUGCGAAAAAAUCCUUAUCUCCAUCAUCAACAUCAUCAUUAUCAAUGAUGAUAAAUCAUGACUCAACAAAUAACGGCACAACUUCCACCGCAACAACAACACGAUCAUCAUCAACUUCUUCAGCCACGUCAUCCUCCAUUGGUGUUGCAGCUGCUGAUUCAUUCCCAUGUCCUCAAUGUAAUAAAGUUUUCCAAAAACCAUAUAAUUUGAAAUCUCAUAUGAAAACUCAUUCCAAUGAAAAACCAUAUCAUUGUAAUAUAUGUUUUAAACGAUUUGCUCGACUGCAUGAUAAAAAAAGACAUGAAUUAUUACAUCAAGGUGUUAAAAAUUUUAAAUGUCAAGGUUAUUUGAAUGAUGGAGUUACAUCUUGGGGAUGUGGGAAAACUUUUGCUCGUAGUGAUGCUUUAAGUCGACAUUUUCGAACUGAAACUGGAUGGUUGUGUAUUAGACCAUUAAUGGAAGAAGCUAAAAGAUUAGAAGAAGAAGAACAACAAAGACAACAACAAGCACAACAACAACAACAAGUGCCACAACAAUCACAAGUGUCCGAGCAAAUAGGGGUAAAUGUUGGAGAAAUCAAAUUUAAUGAUGAAUAUUAUGAUAAUUCUAAUUUUAUUAAAAAAUUAUUACAAUCUAAUAAAUAG